Messenger RNA from Paramuricea clavata, 370 nucleotides. The record is from the annotation of a GenBank genome assembly. Lineage: Eukaryota; Metazoa; Cnidaria; Anthozoa; Malacalcyonacea; Plexauridae.
AUGGCAGCGAAAAAUCGAGAAAUUGAGGAAGGAAUUAUGCCGUCAGACCACGAAGAAAAUGACUUGCUAGCGGAGGUAGACGACGAACCGAUGAGUGUAGAUCUGAAAGCAGUGCCGAAAGUUCUGACAGAUUUAAGCAAGGCUAUAACAAGCAUGUCUUCAUCCAUGUUAAACAUGGAGCAAUCGAUAAAACGUAUGAAUUCCACACAGGUUGAAACCUCUGACUCAGAGGAGCAACCAGCAAAAAAGCGUGAAAGAAGGAACGAACAGGAGAAUGAAGCCGACAGCGAUGAUAGUGAUGGCGAGAAUUUACUUCGAGAAACAGAACCCCCGGCCGACUCGGCCACAGAGGGUGAAUCAGGCGUCCCAU